Messenger RNA from Pygocentrus nattereri (red-bellied piranha), 525 nucleotides. RefSeq lists its product as uncharacterized. The record is from RefSeq and is a predicted model, not a curated record. NCBI's taxonomy places the organism in Eukaryota, Metazoa, Chordata, Actinopteri, Characiformes, Serrasalmidae. The transcript has 6 exons. The coding region runs from base 1 to 525 and encodes 174 amino acids.
AUGAACAAAGCGGAUUAUUUGGCGUUUCCAGCAAUUGUUGGGACAAGUGGCCAGUACAGUAACAUGAGGAAGAUAUGGGAUAAUCAUCACUACAAAUACCACAUGGACAGAAUGGCGAAUGUCAAAUCAGUUGUGGACAAUAAAGCUCCUAGAACGUACCUUCACUGCCAUCUGAAGAUGAAAAAAAUUCAGCUUGAGCAGGAGCGGUUCAUGGAUAUAGAGAAAAACAACAGGCUGCUACUGUACAGAAUCGCCCAUACUAAGGCCGGCGGUGGUCAGGAUAACUGGAAUGUAUACAAGCCCAAGCACAGUGUGAACACAGAUUUUAGGAAAAGAGAACUGGUGAAAAUCUCUCUGGAAAACCAGGUCAUCCUCAAGAGGAUAAAUAUGGCCAAGUCGGUGUACGAUCACAAGAAGUGGCUUGACGAUUAUAAAGUUACAGGAGGAUAUAUGUCUCGAAUUUCGAAGUACCCGCAAGAACCAAAGCCAGUUAAGAUGCUGUCACCAUUGCACCUCCUCAAAUGA